Messenger RNA from Durio zibethinus, 4797 nucleotides. RefSeq names its product auxin response factor 6 (gene ARF6). NCBI's taxonomy places the organism in Eukaryota, Viridiplantae, Streptophyta, Magnoliopsida, Malvales, Malvaceae. Gene Ontology annotation, cellular component: nucleus. The record is from RefSeq and is a predicted model, not a curated record. Gene Ontology annotation, molecular function: DNA binding. Gene Ontology annotation, biological process: regulation of DNA-templated transcription; response to hormone.
AGAAAAAUCUGACACUUUCUCUCUCAUAGGACACUUUUUCUUUGCCCAAAAUUUUCACUGGUAUAUAAAAAAUAGACCCCCAAAUAAGAAAAUAAUGGCGAUUGUAUGUUCAGUCAUUGAUUGGAGGGGCAAAGCAAUAGAAGAAAAGACAGAGAGAGAGUAGAAAGCAAAGCAAAGCAAGCAGCAAAAGGCAAAGAGUAGCAAGUAGUACAAGUCGUAAGCCGCAGGGAAGAGGGAACUUUUUCUCUCUCACUCUCUUCCCUUUCUUUCUCUGCCGGUAGUCACCACCACCUCUACUGUUUCCAUUACUGGAGAAAAAAAAAAAGAGCCCACUCACUUAUAAACCAGUAAAAAUUUCUACAUCUUUAAAAUCCUCGACCAUACAUAUUAUAAAACGUGAGCAUAUUCUUCUGCAAAAACAUAUCUAUAAAUACCCAAUACCUCUUCUAAAAACAGUUGGACUGUACGAACGAGAGAAAGCUUUGAGAGAAGAAAACCCAAAUGCAUCAUAGUAAUAGUUCUCCUAUCUAGUACUACUUGAUUCUUUCAGGUUGUACCUUUUGCGUCAUUUUUUAUUUGGUUUGUGAGUGAGAGCAAAGAUCUGGACUUUUUCUUUGUUAAAAAAAGAAACUUAUUGGCGAGAGGCUGGAAAAAUCGUUAUCUUUCAAGCUGAGAUCUAUUCGGUAUUUUUCGGUUGCUGUGGUUAGUGGUUACAAGCUUCGAGGAACUCAAAGAAAAAAGCUGGAGUUUUGUUCACACUUUAAGGAUCAAAAGUCUUUGUUUUUGGGAGGUGAAAUGUGGGGCUAGAGUGUUGGAACAUAAAAAAGAGAAGGUUAUGUUGUUGUUUUAGCAUUAAGGUUUGGGUUUAAGAGAAAACACUUGGGUUUUUGGAUGGAGAAGAAGAAGUUGGAGGCGGAUGAGGCUGAAAGCGAUUGUCUUUUGUAGCAGAACAGGUUUCGGUUGAAACCAAAAAAAAAAAAGGACAAUAAGUCUUGGGGCUUUGUGGGUUUGUGUUGUUUUUUAAAGUCUUUUCUUUGUGGGUAAAUUGUCAGCUUUUUGCUCAAUUGCAUGGUGUUAUAUUGUGGAGACAAAGGAGUUAAAAGAAAGUUUUUGGAGUGUGGGUGUCCUUUGGAGGAUUUCGGUGCUUAAUUGGUGUGGUUAAAGGAGGGGUUUUUGGGGUGGGGGUCUUUUUCUUGAGGUAUAAACUUGGGAUUUAAAGGUGUUUUAAAUUUAUUUAGAAAAAAAUGAAACUUUCUUCAGCUGGUUUCAAUCCACAAAGUCAGGAAGGAGAGAAGAGAGUUCUGAACUCUGAACUUUGGCAUGCAUGUGCGGGUCCUCUUGUUUCUCUACCUCCGGUUGGAAGUAGGGUUGUUUAUUUCCCACAGGGUCAUAGCGAACAGGUAGCUGCAUCAACCAACAAGGAAGUGGAUGCCCACAUACCUAACUACCCAAGUUUACCUCCACAACUUAUUUGUCAGCUCCAUAAUGUUACCAUGCAUGCAGAUGUUGAGACAGAUGAAGUUUACGCACAAAUGAUGUUGCAGCCACUGAGUCCGCAAGAACAAAAGGAGGCUUACCUACCAGUAGAGUUGGGCACUCCCAGCAAACAGCCAACAAAUUAUUUCUGUAAAACAUUAACAGCCAGUGACACAAGCACUCAUGGAGGGUUCUCUGUUCCUCGCCGAGCAGCUGAAAAAGUGUUUCCUCCACUGGACUUCUCCCUGCUGCCUCCAGCUCAAGAGUUGAUUGCAAGGGACUUGCAUGAUAAUGAAUGGAAAUUUAGGCAUAUAUUUCGGGGUCAGCCCAAAAGGCACCUCUUGACAACAGGAUGGAGUGUGUUUGUAAGUGCUAAAAGACUAGUUGCGGGUGAUUCAGUGCUUUUCAUCUGGAAUGAAAAAAAUCAAUUACUUCUUGGUAUCCGACGAGCUAAUCGACCUCAAACUGUAAUGCCAUCAUCAGUUUUAUCAAGUGAUAGCAUGCACUUAGGGCUUCUUGCUGCUGCCGCUCAUGCAGCUGCCACAAAUAGUCGCUUCACUAUAUUUUAUAACCCAAGGGCUAGUCCAUCAGAGUUUGUCGUACCUCUGGCAAAAUAUAUCAAAGCUGCCUAUAAUACUCGAGUUUCUGUUGGUAUGCGUUUUAGAAUGCUGUUUGAAACAGAAGAAUCAAGUGUUCGUCGAUACAUGGGCACAAUAACUGGCAUAAGUGAUUUAGAUCCUGUUCGGUGGCCAAAUUCACAUUGGCGAUCAGUGAAGGUUGGCUGGGAUGAAUCAACAGCUGGAGAAAGGCAGCCAAGAGUCUCCUUGUGGGAGAUUGAACCACUGACAACAUUCCCCAUGUAUCCAUCUCCAUUUGCUUUAAGGCUUAAGCGACCAUGGCCACCAGGAUUACCUUCUUUCCAUGGCAUCAAGGAUAAUGAUCUAGGCAUGAAUUCUCCACUUUUGUGGCUGCGAGGAGAUGCUGAUGGAGGAAUGCAGUCUCUGAAUGUUCAGGGGAUUGGAGUUACACCAUGGAUGCAGCCAAGGAUGGAUGCUUCCAUACCAGGUUUGCAGCCUGACAUGUACCAAGCUAUGGCUGCUGCUGCACUGCAAGAGAUGAGAGCAAUGGAUCCUUCCAAAGCUGCUACUGCUUCCCUUCUGCAAUUCCAGCAACCCCAAAAUCUACCUUACAGGCCUGCAGUUUUAAUGCAGCCCCAGAUGUUGCAGCAGUCUCAGCCUCAGGCCUUUCUUCAGGGUGUUGAAGACAACCAGCAUCAGUCUCAGGCUCAGGCUCAGGCUCAAACUCAGCCACAUAUUCUUCAGCAACAAUUGCAGCACCAGAAUUCAUUUAAUAAUCAACAGCAACACCAACACCAACAGCAGCUGCAGCAUCCACUGUCACAGCAACACCAGCAACUGGUUGACCAUCAGCAGAUUUCUAGUGCAGUGUCUGCUAUGUCACAGUAUGCUUCAGCCUCUCAAUCCCAGUCAUCACCUUUGCAAGCCAUACCUUCACUCUGCCAACAACGGAGUUUUUCUGAUUCAAAUGUGAACCCUGUGACCAGCCCUAUUGUCUCUCCUUUGCAUAGUCUUUUGGGCUCUUUUCCCCAAGAUGAAUCAUCCAAUCUGCUCAACUUCCCUAGAUCCAACCCCGUACUAACUCCUGCUGCAUGGCCAUCCAAGCGGGCUGCUGUUCAACUUCUCUCAUCUGGAUCUCCACAGUGUGUUAUGCCCCAGGUGGAACAGUUGGGACCAGUCCAGACAAAUACGUCUCAAAAUUCUAUAUUAUUGCCACCAUUUCCUGGCAAGGAGUGCUCGAUCGACCAAGAAGGGGGCACCGAUCCACAGAGCCAUCUCUUAUUUGGUGUUAAUAUAGAUCAACCUUCAUCUCUUCUAAUGCAAAAUGGGAUGUCAAGCCUUAGGGGAAUUGGAAGUGAUAGUGACUCAGCUACUAUAUCCUUCUCUUCUAAUUACAUGAGUACUGCAGGUGCUGAGUUUUCAAUUAAUACAGCAAUGACACCUUCCAGUUACAUUGAUGAAUCGGGAAUCUUGCAGUCUCCAGAAAAUGUGGGCCAAGGAAACCCACAAACUAGAACCUUUGUUAAGGUUUAUAAAUCAGGGUCCUUUGGGAGGUCAUUGGAUAUCUCCAAAUUCAGCAGCUACAAUGAGCUGCGGAGUGAACUUGCACGCAUGUUUGGCCUUGAAGGCCUGUUGGAGGACCCUUUGAGAUCAGGCUGGCAGCUUGUAUUCGUUGACCGGGAGAAUGACGUUCUUCUCCUUGGUGAUGAUCCCUGGCCGGAGUUUGUGAACAGUGUCUGGUGUAUCAAGAUACUUUCACCGCAGGAAGUGCAGCAAAUGGGCAAACAAGGCCUGGAGCUUUUAAACUCUGUCCCAGUUCAGAGGCUUUCUAACGGCGGUUGUGAUGACUAUGUAAGCCGGCAGGAGUCUAGAAAUUUGAGCUCCGGUAUUGCUUCUGUGGGGUCUUUGGAUUACUGAACAAUUUGACCGGUUAAGAUAUUGUUUUUCUCCUGUAAUAUUAGCGUCUCUUGCAACCCUUUUAUAGAAGGUGGAAAGAGCUGCCUAGCUCUAGCUUGAAGUUUAUAUAUAUAUAUAUAUAUAUAUAUGCUAAUACUGUAAUUAUAAGAGAUUUUUGUCGUCUAUGUUAUUGAAAUAUGUAUAAGCCAUAUUUAUUAGGAUAUGAAAUAUUUGUGAAGUCUUGCCUUUACCACUCAUUCUUGAGUAGUCAAUUUAUUGUGAGGUGAAGGUUAAAAAACAAACGACAAUGAAUUUGAUGUUGAACUAUUUUUAAAGUUUCCCUAGUUUUGAAAAUUCCUCUCUGGAAUGAAAUUGGAUGGCUGAUAAUCCCAGAGCCAUGUGAUGGGUCCUUGUACUAAUUAUUUGUCAAAAACCAACCGAUACUGCAUUCCAUUAGUGUGAGAAUGGCCCCCUUUUCUUGUUUUGUUCCAACUUUUGGAAAGUGAACAUGAUCCCUACUUUCACUAUCAUCAUCAGCUCAUCAACCUUGCUUGGUUGUCAAUAUCCAACCUGAAGGGAAAACAUAUGCCAUCACUUCGACCCAAGUCACCUAUUUGAUGAAAGUGAGACCAGUCCUUCAAACGUAUCGGGGAAAAAAAAGGUCUAGCGCCGUGGUUUUUGAGGACUGAUAAAUGAUGGCACCUAGAGUGGACAUGUUUGAUGAUCAUCAUCUCCACAACAGCCAAUUUUAUGGGAAUUUCUACCACAUUCCUAUUUCCACUUGAGGAUGAAAUCCAUGAAUUUAAAAGAAGGGUGGGGAGAGAUAAAAAGGGAGAUAUUAGUUGAG